This is a messenger RNA of Rhinocladiella mackenziei CBS 650.93, 1116 nucleotides long. RefSeq lists its product as uncharacterized. Bases 1 to 1116 code for a protein of 371 amino acids. Gene Ontology annotation, biological process: ribosome biogenesis. The transcript has a single exon. The record is from RefSeq and is a predicted model, not a curated record. Lineage: Eukaryota; Fungi; Ascomycota; Eurotiomycetes; Chaetothyriales; Herpotrichiellaceae.
AUGCCGACGAUACAGCAGCCCGCGAAUCAGAUCAAAUUGACCAACGUGUCGCUUGUGAGAUACAAGAAGGGCAAGAAGCGGUUUGAACUCGCCUGUUACAAGAACAAAUUGCUAGAAUAUCGAUCAGGCACAGAAACCGACCUCGACAAUGUUCUACAAGUCCCAACCAUCUUCCUCAAUGCCUCUAAAGGCGAGACCGCUCCGAACGCGGAAUUGAUCAAGGCCUGGCCGAUUUCUUCGCAGCCUCAAGAAUCCUCGCACGGAAAGUCGGGCGGAAAAGGAGGAAAGAAGGGCAGAGGCAAGGCUGCUGCCACCGACGAAGGUGACGAUGAAAAGUCCUGGAAAGAUGCCAUUAUAGAAGAAAUCCUGAAGAAAGGCGAGAUUCAAGUGAAUGCCAGCGAGAGAAAAGAAUUAUUGGAGAGAAUGGAGAAAGAGAUCGUGGAAGAGGUGGUACAGAGACUUGUCGAUCCGCAAACAAAACGGGUGUAUACUACCGGCAUGAUCAAGAAGGGACUCGACGUUCUCUCAAAACAGGGCGGGCAUGCUCCAGUGCAGGACUCUCUGGGACAUAAACUAGGCAAACUAAAUCUCGAAGAGGGAGUUAAGAGAAGCUCAGGAGGACCAAAAGGUUCCAGCGACACCAGCGGCCAAGCGACACCGAUGACUGAUGACGACAACGAAUCAACGGGCAACGGAAAGGCUAAGAAGAGCGACAUGCCGAUGUGGACUGGCGUUGUGACGACCAAGUCAGUCAAACAACAGGCCCUGGAGGCAAUUCGGGCAUUGAUAGCCUGGCAGCCGAUUCCAGUCAUGCGAGCAAGGAUGAGGUUACGAAUUACUUGUCCCACCAGCAUUGCGAAGCAAAUACCAAAAUCCAAGAUGGCGAGCGCGGAUGACAGCACCGAUGGGGAGCAUGGUAAAGGAACCAUCAAGGACAGAAUCCUGUCGUUCGUCGAACAGGUUGAGAGCCAGGAGGUUCUGGGUGAAGAGUGGGAAGUCAUUGGCUUUGUUGAACCAGGUGCUUUCAAGGCCCUGGGCGAAUUCUGUUCUGCCGAAACCAAAGGCAGAGGAAGACUCGAGGUUCUGGAUAUGGCCGUUACGCAUACCGAUGAUUGA